GCUUCGUGAACAAAGAUGAGGAGUCGCACAUGGUCGAGGACGUGGGCGGCACUGCGAACACUGAGGAUCUCGAACUCGCCAAUACCAUCGAGGAGGUGAAAUUGGUCACGGUCGGCAAGGAGUACCUGCGAGCCAAGCAGCUCAUCCAUCACGUGAAGUACGAGAACAGCGACCGCAGGUUCAGGUUCGGCGACGGCAAGACGCUAGAUUCCAAGCAGGAAAUCACGCUCACCGUCUGGCCCUUCGGCGUGAGGAAGGAGAUCACGAUCCACCUGGUGCCUGGGUGGACACCGCCCCUCAUCGCGAGGCCAUGCGUGGAGGAGCGGGGACUAGUCCAGGACGAUCGCGAGGGCAAGUUUAUGCUGAAGGGGCACGUCACUAUCGACCUGUUAGGCUGCGCCGGCAACGCGCCCGGCGACGUCAUGAACGUGGGCAUCCCGACGGAGGACGAGGGCAGCAACGCCAGCGACGACUCGCCCGAUCGCGCUUCGAGCGGUUCUGGGCCUGAGGACGACGCCGCGGACUCGGACAUCGGAGACGCCGACGCGCACUACCUGGAGACGUACAAGGCGUUCCUGGCCCCACGCGAGACGGACGAGAUCACGGUCAUAGACGAUUCCGAGGAUCCAGAGAACGGCGCCAGGAAGGACCCGAACGGCACGCCGCCGGACGUCUACUUAGACUUGAUCCUCGCAGUGGAGAACGUUUUCGUGGACCUAUGCCGGCUCUCCACCGAGUUGCUGAACUGCCCGAUGGUCGAGGUGGUACAUGCCAAGCAGAGCGAGGGCUGGGACUUUUCGAAGCCGCGCAUCAUUCGGCAGCUUCUGGAGGCCAUCGACAGGGGGAAGCCCGACGAAAUCUUCUUCGCCCCGCCGUGUACCAACUGGCGUUCGCGGCAGCACGUGAACGCGCCCCUCUCGGAGGAGCGCAAGGAGGCGAUCGCCGAG
Prorocentrum cordatum is the source of this 947-nucleotide messenger RNA. Lineage: Eukaryota; Dinophyceae; Prorocentrales; Prorocentraceae. The record is from the annotation of a GenBank genome assembly.